UGUCUAGCGAACAACGGGAAAAAAUCGUAUAACUGAUGUUGAAGAUUAUACGUUUUCGCGAAAUUUGGAUAAGAUGUUAUACGAGACAAAUAAAUACGCAGAAGCUAUGCGUGCCAAACAUCGGAACAGAUCUGCAGAAAGCGAUAGAGAAAGUGUCGCGCAUCAGACCGUCGAAUCAGCCACCCAAAGUCUGGCAAUUACAGAUCGAAAAGGUGGAUAAAGACGGGAAGUUGAUAAAGUUCACGAUUCAGGAGAUUCCCGAAGACCGAUACGAAGACGCGAUUCAAUAUAUACGGGCAAAACGAUCCUUUAUUCAUACAAGAUAUCAAGGUUGGGAAAUAACUCGUUACUUGUAACGAAGUUACAGUUACAG
This is a messenger RNA of Wasmannia auropunctata (little fire ant), 373 nucleotides long. RefSeq lists its product as uncharacterized. The record is from RefSeq and is a predicted model, not a curated record. The transcript has 2 exons. NCBI's taxonomy places the organism in Eukaryota, Metazoa, Arthropoda, Insecta, Hymenoptera, Formicidae. Bases 36 to 356 code for a protein of 106 amino acids.